AUGACUUUUCACUUUUCUAUAAUUUUUCACAUUCGAUUUACUAACACUUUUUUAGACAACACCAAGUCCAACCAGAUCAAGGUCAUUAAGACCCCAGGUGGUGUUCUGAGAGCUCAACACACCAAGAAGAGAGGUACUACCCCAAAGUGUGGUGACUGUGGUAUCAGUCUGCCAGGUGUCGUUGCUCUUAGACCAAGAGAAUUCUCCAGAGCUAAGAAGAGUGACAAAUCUGUGAGCAGACCUUACGGUGGUUCCAGAUGUGGUAACUGUGUCAAGGAAAGAAUCAUCAGAGCUUUCCUGAUCGAAGAGCAAAAGAUUGUCCAAAAGGUCUUGAAGGAACAGGCCGAGAAAGAAAAGCAGGCUGAACAAAACUAG
Komagataella phaffii GS115 is the source of this 375-nucleotide messenger RNA. RefSeq names its product 60S ribosomal protein L34. Gene Ontology annotation, molecular function: structural constituent of ribosome. Gene Ontology annotation, cellular component: ribosome. Gene Ontology annotation, biological process: translation. NCBI's taxonomy places the organism in Eukaryota, Fungi, Ascomycota, Pichiomycetes, Pichiales, Pichiaceae. The coding region runs from base 1 to 375 and encodes 124 amino acids. The record is from RefSeq and is a predicted model, not a curated record. The transcript has a single exon.